Aspergillus affinis is the source of this 1149-nucleotide messenger RNA. Its product is annotated as amidase signature enzyme. Gene Ontology annotation, molecular function: catalytic activity. Bases 1 to 1149 code for a protein of 382 amino acids. The transcript is spliced from 6 exons. NCBI's taxonomy places the organism in Eukaryota, Fungi, Ascomycota, Eurotiomycetes, Eurotiales, Aspergillaceae. The record is from RefSeq and is a predicted model, not a curated record.
AUGGAAGAAUUGUGGAUUCUUUCUGCGACUACAAUACAGUCUCGAUUCGAGAACCAAGAGCUGACUGUCGAAGAACAUGCUACUUCGCUCCUCCGUCGUAUCUUGGAGCGAGACCACCAUGUUAUUGACAACCCCUUACCUCAUGAGUUGUAUACACAUAAUGACACCGAUAUAGAUAUGCCGACGAGAUAUGGGUCUAAAAUACACAAGGACAGCUUUCCUGGUGCCGACGCCCCAGUCGUCUCAAUUCUGUGUAGCGCAGGAGCCCUCAUCCUCGGCAAGACAGCCACCACUGAAUUUGCCGCUACGUCUCGCGGAGGGCCAUGCGCGAACCCGCAUAAUCUGGAACAUACACCUAGAGGUUCGUCGUCCGGCUCAGCAGCUGCGGUGGCAGAUUUCCAUGUGCCUAUCGCCCUUGGCACGCAGAUUGGAGGGAGCAUCAUACGGCCGGGUUCGUUCUGUGGAGUAUAUUCUUUAAAGCCUACGUGGAUUGUGAUAUCAACAGAAGGCAUGUCGCGAUUUUUAAUAUCAUGCGACACCAUGGGCUUCUUUGCUCGAACAGUUAACGAUCUCCAACUUGUACUCGAGCCCUUUUUGAGUCCUAGCCUAGAUACGAACGCUUCACCUUCACCGGCCUCUCUACAGGGUGCGAGAGUAGCAUUCUUAAGAACGCACGUUUGGCCCAAGGCAGGGCCGGGAACACAAGGGACAUGGGAUAAAGCCCAUGAAAAACUCACCAACACAGGUGCAGUUGUGGAGGAUCCCGAACUGCAUGCGGACCUCUCUUCAUUUCCCGAACUUAUCAAGGCCAUUGUAUCGAAAGAAGCACAAUCAUCAUUCCAAUCUUAUAUGUCAUUUUCGAAAGACUUUACAGCCGAUCUGCUCAAAAGCUACGAUGAAGUUGCUCGUUUGCGACCGGUAUGGGAUGCCUGGGCCAGACAAUAUGACGUCAGCCUCACACCCAGCGUGCCGGACGAGGCUCCGCGGGGGUUGGACUGGACAGGUGACUCGUCCUUUUGCUCAAUGUGGACAUUGCUUCAUGUCCCGGUUCUGAACGUUCCUAUCGCACAUGGUGAGAAUGGUUUUCCGAUUGGAUUGUCAAUCGUUGGGCCACGAUACGGGGAUAUGAAGAGCCGCAAGAUUACUUGA